Molecule: messenger RNA, 4821 nt
Organism: Aspergillus heteromorphus CBS 117.55
Lineage: Eukaryota; Fungi; Ascomycota; Eurotiomycetes; Eurotiales; Aspergillaceae
Product: DNA-directed DNA polymerase zeta catalytic subunit REV3
Exons: 8
Coding region: 1-4821 (1606 amino acids)
Biological process (GO): double-strand break repair via homologous recombination; error-prone translesion synthesis
Cellular component (GO): nucleus; zeta DNA polymerase complex
Molecular function (GO): DNA-directed DNA polymerase activity; nucleotide binding; DNA binding
Source: RefSeq, a predicted model, not a curated record
AUGGAGCCCUUCCAGGUGCGCCUCAACUGCGUGGAUCACUACCAGGCGACCGCAUCAGAUCUCGACCCUCCCCUGCCGUACAGGGAUGGGACCCCCGGGAAGAAUGACAGAUCGAAAGUCCCCGUAAUUAGGAUAUUUGGUGCGACCGAGACGGGUCAGAAGGUGUGCGUCCAUGUGCAUGGCGCGUUUCCUUAUCUGUAUGUCGAGUAUGACGGCGACUUGGAUCCCGAGAAAGUGAGCUCCGCUAUCAAGAGUCUCCGUCUCUCGAUCGAUCAGGCGCUGGCAGUGAGCUACAACCGCAACGAACAUGCUAAGAAGAUCCCCUUCGUUGCGCACAUCACUCUCGUGAAGGGGGUUCCUUUCUAUGGAUACCAUGUGGGCUAUAAGUUCUACUUCAAGAUCUACCUUAUGAAUCCAAUUUACAUGACCAGACUGGCGGAUUUGUUGCUCCAAGGAGCCGUGCUGAAACGCCCUCUGCAACCAUACGAAAGCCAUCUGCAAUUCAUUCCGCAGUGGAUGUGUGACUACAGCCUGUACGGGUGCGCUUACAUGAAAUGCAGCAAAGUCAAGUUCCGCACUCCGGUCCCGGAAUACUUCGAACUCACUGAUUUGUCUCAUCGCUGGCACGAUCGAUCAAUCUCGCCGGAGGAUUUGGUAGACGAGACAUUUCUUCCGAAGCAAAGCCAUUCUUUGCUGGAAGCCGAUGUCUGCGUCCAGGACAUAUUGAACCGCUCAGAAAUCAGCGAAAGGUCCAUUCAUCAUGAUUUCGCUGAGUCUCUGCACCCGAUGGCCUCCGAUGAACGGCUUGUUCCAAGUAUGGCGGGACUUUGGCUGGACGAGACACGCAGGCGGAAGAAGCGUCUCGGACUCGAACCGGGAAGUAGUCCCUUUGACCCUCAAGAAUUAGUUUCUUUGUCGGUUGAUCCGAGGAACCUCUCGAAAGGAGGCUGGAUCCAUGAAGAUGAAUACCGUCAGAUGACCGAGGAAACUGUCGACGAGGAGAAACGCGAAUAUGGCGGAGGGAGUAUCAGUCACGAUGACAUACUGUCGCAGAAACCCUUUGCAGAGGAGGUAAAGACUGCGAUGGAAAGUGUCGAAGACUUCUACCCGGAUAAGAACGAGAUUUCAAGAUUUGAACAACAGAGCAACCCCGCAGAAACAGCUGAGGGCAUGGAAGUAAAUGCGAGUGAAACUACAGCCAGGGCUGGGCCUGAUGGCGAUCCUUAUAUAUCCGACGACGACGACAUUCCUGACAUCUUUUCCGAGGAGAGCAGCGUCAAAGAAGAUGUGAGCGAAGUGGAAGAGGAUCAGGAUGAUGAUAUUGUCGAUUUGAUCCAGCUCGGUAUUGAUAGCGACCCUCAGCUCAAAGACCUUAGCCGUAACAACUUGAUUCUCAAACACAAUCCUGGUUUGGACGAGUUGGAUAUACAUGGCGAUCAGUCUAUCUAUCCUGUCUCGCGAAAGCGGAAAAGGUAUUUCGAUGAGACUCCGUCGCAAAGGUUAGAUAGUCCAGGACAGCAUCUGAGAGCCGGAGCUGUUCAAGUCAACGAAACGGACAAAGCUCAAAAUGCUGAAGACCGAUUUGAUGGCGCAAAGGGUGUUUCUUCCCAAGGAAAGCCAUCUGAAUCAGCUGUACGUCCCAGAGGGAAUGACAAUGGGAGACUUAAUUUCCCCGUGGUCAAAGACCCCAAUGAUCCUAUGACUAGGUUGCGCUUCAGUCAGGAUGGUGGGUCUUCUAAGGAAAUGCAGAAAGUCGAGGGCAAUUCAAACGCAGUCUCGUUUCUGUACAAUGGUUCAUCACAACUAAAGUCAUCAUCUCCCGUCACGAAGUCUGAUAUCCCAUAUACACUGGCCACAGAAAUAGCGUCAAAUAUCUAUGCGGCCUUUAACCUGCCCGUGAACACUCGCAUUGCCUUCCUACAAACGUCUUGUCCUAGCCCUGACGAGGUCUCUACAACACUUCAUAACUACGGCUACCCGUCUGUCGUGUAUCAGAAAGCCCAUUACAGUGUCGAGAGCGAUGUGCCAGAUCGGCGAAGGGACUAUGCAGGUAAAGACUUUCGCCUAGAGGGCAGUGGCAUACACUUCCUUCCCGAAUUCGACCCGUCCGGCUGUUCCCCAGCAAUGGUAGGCGAACAACCCGUGAUACCAAGAGACAAGAGUGACCAGGAGGCCAUCGACCAGCUCCUGCGGGAGUCCUGCACGUCCAGAAAAUGGGAGUACGCCCCCGUGCCCCCCAGCCGCGCAGAAGUUGUGAAAUGGUUAGAAGAGAGACAAGCAGAGGAAAAAUCCAACAUCUCGCAGCCAAAGGAAACACGCCCCAACGUUCUGUCGCAGAUCGAGGGCCCGACUCAACAGAAUGAAUAUGGUGUCGAGCACCAGACUCAUUACAUGAGCAUAAUGAGCCUCGAGCUGCACGUGAACACUCGCGGUGCGCUGUCACCGAAUCCCGAGGAAGACGAGAUCUCCUGUGACCUUGACGCCAAUGGAGAAGACGACAGGCCAGAUAUCAAGGUCUCCAAGGCCCUAAGAAUCGAGUGGGAGUACGAAACGACCGAACUCGACUUGAUCAACCGAGUGGUGGACCUCGUCCGUUGGCACGACCCAGACAUCAUCACCGGCUAUGAGGUCCACAGCAGCUCCUGGGGCUACCUGAUUGAGCGAGCCAGGAAGAAGUAUGACUUCGACAUCUGUGACGAACUGUCCCGAGUGAAGUCGCAAGCCCACGGACGGUUCGGCAAGGAUGCUGACCGAUGGGGCUUCAACCACACAUCCUCCAUCCGGGUGACCGGGCGACACAUGAUCAACAUCUGGCGAGCCAUGCGAAGCGAGCUAAAUCUACUUCAAUACACGAUGGAGAACGUCGUCUUCCACCUCCUCCACCGGCGUGUCCCGCACUACUCAUAUCAAGACCUCACAACAUGGUACCGGAGCGGCCAACCUCGCCACAUCUUAAAGGUAGUCGAAUACUUCGUUUCACGGGUGCAAAUGGACCUCGAGAUCCUGGAAUCGAACGAGCUGAUCCCCCGGACCAGCGAGCAAGCCCGACUGCUCGGCAUCGACUUCUUCUCCGUAUUCUCCCGCGGCUCCCAAUUCAAACCGGAAAACUUCAUGCUCGUCUCCCCGAGCAAGAAACAAGUCGGCCAGCAGAACGCCCUGGAAUGUCUGCCGCUCGUCAUGGAGCCCCAAAGCGACUUCUACACCAGCCCCGUCCUGGUCCUGGACUUCCAAUCCCUCUACCCCAGCAUCAUGAUCGCCUACAACUACUGCUACUCGACCUUCCUCGGACGCGCGCACCAAUGGCGUGGCCGCAACAAAAUGGGCUUCACCGACUACAAGCGGCAGCCACGGAUGCUCGAGCUCCUCCACGACCAGAUUAACAUCGCCCCCAACGGCAUGAUCUACGCCAAACCUUCGGUGCGCAAAUCGCUGCUAGCCAAAAUGCUCGCGGAGAUCCUCGAGACCCGCGUGAUGGUGAAGAACGGGAUGAAAAUCGACAAAGACGACAAAACCCUGCACCGGCUCCUCAACAACCGGCAACUCGCCCUCAAACUCAUCGCCAACGUCACCUACGGCUACACCUCCGCCUCCUUCUCGGGCCGGAUGCCCUGCUCCGAAAUCGCCGACAGCAUCGUGCAAUCGGGGCGGGAAACGCUCGAAAAAGCCAUCGCCCACAUCCACUCCAACCCGGACUGGAACGCCGAAGUCGUCUACGGCGACACCGACAGCCUCUUCAUCCACCUGAAAGGCCGCACGCGGUCCGAAGCCUUCACCAUCGGCGAAGAGAUCUCCGCGUCCAUCACAUCCAUCAACCCCCACCCCGUGAAGCUCAAAUUCGAAAAAGUCUACCACCCGUGCGUGCUGCUCUCCAAAAAACGCUACGUCGGCUUCAAAUACGAACACGCCUCCCAAACGACCCCCGACUUCGACGCAAAGGGCAUCGAGACCGUCCGCCGCGACGGCACGCCCGCCGAGCAAAAGAUCGAAGAAAAAGCCCUCAAGCUCCUCUUCCGCACCGCCGACCUCAGCCAAGUCAAAUCCUACUUCCAGUCUCAAUGCACCAAGAUCAUGCAGGGGCGCGUCUCCAUCCAGGACUUCUGCUUCGCGCGCGAAGUCCGUCUAGGCACAUACAGCAAUAGCGACCGCGCCCUCCCUCCCGCCGGCGCGCUCAUCAGCGCCAGGAAAAUGGUCAACGAUCCCCGCUCGGAACCGCAGUACGGGGAGCGAGUCCCCUACGUUGUGGUUACCGGCGCCCCCGGCGCAAGGCUGAUCGACCGCUGCGUGGCGCCCGAAACCCUCCUCCAUGAUGUCCACCUCUCCCUCGACGCAGACUACUACAUCACUAAGAACUUGAUCCCCCCGCUCGAACGCAUCUUCAAUCUCGUCGGCGCCAACGUCAGACAGUGGUAUGAUGAGAUGCCAAAGGUUCAACGUAUUCGGCGCGUCGAAGGCGCUCUCCCUACUACCACCUCUACCAUAACCACCACCACCACCACAAACCCUUCAUCCACAACAACCACCACAACCCUACCCACCGCCCCGAAAAAAACCCUCGAAUCCUACCUCAAAUCACUCACCUGCCUCAUCUGCAAAUCGCCAAUGUCUCGCCAGCGCGCAGCCGAGAAGCGUGUCGCGGACGUGCACCAGGUAUGUCGGUCCUGCAUGGGGGCGUCGUUCGGGGAGGAGGUGCGGUGCGAUAGUAAGGACUGUCCGGUUUUCUAUUCGCGGGUGCGGGAUGAGGCGGGGUGGAGGCAUACGAGGGCGGUUUUGGGGCCUGUGGUGGGGGUGUUGCAGGCUAGGGAGAGGGAGUUGGAGUGGUAG